AUUUCAGUUGGUGCUUGACAUAUUGCAAGAUUUUGGUCAAUUCGGUGCAUGUGGAUUAAAUAUUAAAUGGAAUUAAGCUUUAAAUUAAUUUAUUAAUUUUUUUUUCGCAAUUAAUUUAAUGUAAAAAUGCCACCGAAACCAAAACCGGCAGCUCCAAGUAAAAAAACUGAGCAAAAAAAGAAAGAGAAAGUUAUUGAGGAUAAAACGUUCGGUUUGAAGAAUAAGAAAGGGGCCAAACAACAAAAAUUUAUUCAACAAGUUGAGAAGCAAGUAAAAACAGGGGGUCAUCACCCAGUAAAAGAAGAUGCCAAGAAAUUAGAGAAAGAGAAAAAAUUAAAAGAUCAAAAAGAAUUAGCCGCCCUCUUUAAGCCGGUUCAAACUCAAAAAAUUGAAAAAGGUGCUGAUCCCAAAUCAAUCGUUUGCGCCUUUUUCAAACAAGGACAAUGUGGCAAAGGAGACAAAUGCAAAUUCUCCCAUGAUUUAUCAAUAGAAAGGAAAGCAGAGAAACGUUCUUUAUACGUUGAUAUGCGAGACAAAGAUGAUGAUGAUACCAUGGAAAAUUGGGAUGAAGACAAACUUAAAGAGGUUAUUGAGAAAAAGCAUGGAAAAGAUAAAAAAAUGCCAACAACUGAUAUUAUUUGCAAACAUUUCUUAGAAGCGGUUGAAAAAUCGAAAUACGGUUGGUUUUGGCAAUGCCCCGCCGGGGAAAAUUGUAUCUACAGACACGCUCUUCCUCCCGGUUUCGUUCUUAAAAAAGACAAGAAAAAAGAAGAUAAAAAGAACGAUAUCUCCCUCGAAGAUCUCAUCGAAAAAGAACGAGCCGCUUUAGGUCCGAAUCAAACUCGAGUAACCCUCGAUAGCUUCUUAGCGUGGAAAAAACGAAAAAUACAAGAACGUGCGGACACUUUGCUCAAAGAGGAAGAGAAGAAACGGAACGAUUUCAAAGCAGGAAGACAAGUGGGACUCUCCGGGCGAGAAAUGUUCAGUUUCAAUCCGGAAUUAGCCGCCGAAUCCGAAAUGGACGAAGGAGACGAAGCCUUCGAGAUGUACACCCGAGAAGAAGACGACGAUGUAAAUGAAUACAAAGAGUUGGAUUUGAGUGCUUUAGCGUUGGAAGCUCAAGAAGUCGAUGGAAGUGGUACUUUAGCCACGGAAGAUCGAUUGAAAAAAGACGAAGCCGCCGCUGUUCCUAUAAACGAAAACCUCUUUGUUGAUGAAGAUUUAGACGCGUUAGAUGAAGAAUUGAACGAUUUAGAGCUGGGUGAAUGAAUUAAUUGGGUUUUGAUAAAAAAAAGAGAUUUAAGGAGACCCAAUCGGAUUUUUAAUAAUUAUUUUUACUCCAUAAUUUUAAUUUUGUAAAUACAAGAAGAAAAAAAUUGUCAUCAUAUUAAUUAAUUAAUUAAUAAUAAUAAAGUGGAUUAAUUAAUUACAGAAGAAAUGUGAUUUUCAAAUCAAUUGGGAAAAUAAUAUUAACAUUUUUUGAUAUUUUCUAAAUAAUGAUGAGCUUGUUUUUAGGAAUUAAGAAAAUG
This is a messenger RNA of Onthophagus taurus, 1529 nucleotides long. Its product is annotated as zinc finger CCCH domain-containing protein 15 homolog. Gene Ontology annotation, cellular component: cytosol. The record is from RefSeq and is a predicted model, not a curated record. Gene Ontology annotation, molecular function: metal ion binding; mRNA binding. Gene Ontology annotation, biological process: cytoplasmic translation. NCBI's taxonomy places the organism in Eukaryota, Metazoa, Arthropoda, Insecta, Coleoptera, Scarabaeidae.